This is a messenger RNA of Pocillopora meandrina, 991 nucleotides long. The record is from the annotation of a GenBank genome assembly. Lineage: Eukaryota; Metazoa; Cnidaria; Anthozoa; Scleractinia; Pocilloporidae.
AUGCACACAACAACAAACUAUCUGUUGAUGAACUUGGCUAUAGCCGAUUUUCUAUCGUUGUUAUUUUGUCCGGGUUUCUACGACUUUGCACUACACAAGUUUCAUUUGGGCUCCGGAACACUGGGUGACAUCUUUUGCAAGUUUAUUGCAGGAAAUGUAAUCGUUUGUGUCUCUUUCGAUGCCUCUGUGUUAACUCUGUGUGCCAUUGCAAUGGAGCGCUACCUUGGUAUUGUCAAACCUUUCAACAAACGUUGGGCUCUGACGAAAAAGAAUGUAAAGUUUAUUAUUCUUGUUAUUUGGGUCACAGCUUUUUUUUCAAGCUUUCCAGAUACGCUAUGGACGAAGCACAAUAACGAAGACACGCCAUGGCGGUAUCCCUGCACGCGUCCAUGGACAGUUAAGAACCAGACUGUAAAGAAUGAAUGUAAAGUUUAUUAUUCUUGUUAUUUGGGUCACAGCUUUUUUUUCAAGCUUUCCAGAUACGCUAUGGACGAAGCACAAUAACGAAGACACGCCGUGGCGGUAUCCCUGCACGCGUCCAUGGACAGUUAAAAACCAGACUUGGAACGUCAAAGCUUACAUCCUUGGCCAUUCUGUCGCUCUAAUUGUGCUCCCUUCAAUUUUUCUUUGCUUUUGCUAUAUUUCAAGUUCCGCAGCACUUAAGUCAAGCGCAGGUGAACCGGAUGAAGAUCCCGCUAGCAAACGGAACAUGAAAAGGCUCUUAAAGCUUCUCAUCCUGUUAGCUUUGGCAUUUUGCAUACUCUGCCUUCCAUUUGCUGUCUUCUUUUUAUAUGUCACCGCACUCGCCCCUAGUCAUUUAGAGCAAAGUUUUAAACCGUUGUUUCUGGCACAUAGAAUCGUUCGUUUUUUGAUAUUUUCUAACUCAUUCGUAAACCCUCUUCUUUACGCUGCUCAAAGCAAAAACUACAGAAAAGUUUUAUUUCAGAAACUUCGCUUUAAAAACAACACACGUAACACAGAAAACGAAGCC